Messenger RNA from Rhopalosiphum maidis (corn leaf aphid), 1418 nucleotides. RefSeq names its product 28S ribosomal protein S9, mitochondrial (gene mRpS9). The record is from RefSeq and is a predicted model, not a curated record. NCBI's taxonomy places the organism in Eukaryota, Metazoa, Arthropoda, Insecta, Hemiptera, Aphididae. Gene Ontology annotation, cellular component: ribosome; mitochondrial small ribosomal subunit. The transcript has 11 exons. The coding region runs from base 144 to 1331 and encodes 395 amino acids. Gene Ontology annotation, biological process: translation. Gene Ontology annotation, molecular function: RNA binding; structural constituent of ribosome.
UUUAACUUAAGUCUUAAGUGUGUAGUUGUUAAUAAAUUAUUAUUUUUUUAAUAACAUUUAUUUUUUAUUUUUCAUUAUGUAUUUAUCUUACUCCGACAUUAGUUUAAUUAAGUAUUAAAGUAUUUAUUUAGUACAAUUUCAACAUGAUGGCAUUGCAACGUUUAUUUAAUAUUCUUGCUAUAAACAAAUUCAAUACUCCAAAAGUAUUGUCAAAUUGUGUACCUAGAUGUACAUAUGGUUUAAACAAUGUAGGGAGUAAUGACCCAGAAGUUGAAAUUAUUGAAAAGAAAAUUGUAGAAGAAAAAACAAGUUUAGCUAUGCGAGCAUAUCUUCAAAGAGCUACACAAUAUAAUAACUUUAUGGAACAGCAAACAUAUGAAUACAAUGUUGGAAAACGUCAUUUAGCUAACAUGAUGGGUGUUGAUCCAGAAACAUUUACUCAAACAGAUAUUGAUGAAGCUAUUGACUAUUUGUUUCCAUCUGGUUUAUAUGAUCCAAAAGCAAGACCUUUAAUGAAACCUCCCAGUGAAGUAUUUCCACCAAAAAAAGAUGCAGAGUUUGAUGAGUCUGGACGUCCAUUUCAUGUUUUUUUUUAUACAGGAAAACCAAAUUUUUAUCUAAUUUUACAUAAUAUUGCUACUAAAUUAUCGGAAUUGAAUAAGUUUGAAGAUAGUUUGAGAAAAAACAAUAUACUUCCAGAUCCAGAUAAAAAAUUAACAUCGUUGGGAAGUCAAUGGCUAUCUAAAGAAGAUUUGGAAAAAUUAACUGUUGAAAAGCUCUCUGAUCACGAAUACAAAAAUUUUGUAAUUGCAAUUGAGCGUUUGUUAAAACAUCCAUGUUCAUACAAGUUUGUGGAAUUCAUUUCUAAUUAUCAAAAACCAAUGAUAUCUACUAAGGCUAUUAUUGAAUCAGCACCAGUUGAAUACACAAAAGAUGGAAGAGCCUAUAUUACUGUUAAAGAUUGCCCUAGAAAAGAUGCUAGAGCUGACGUUACAGUUUAUUAUCCUGGAACUGGCAAGCUAUCAAUAAAUGGAAAGGGAAUUGAAUUUUUUGAUGAUAUUCAAGCCAGAGAACAGAUAUUAUUCCCAUUAUUAUUUACGGAUAUGGUUGACAAAGUUGAUGUUCAUGCAACAGUCAAGGGUGGAGGAGUUUCAGGUAAAGCUGGUGCAAUUCGUUUCGGUAUUUCUUGGAGUUUACGUUCUUUUGUAGAUCCUGAAACAGUAGAACGCAUGCGAAUCGCGGGUCUAUUGCAAAAAGACUACAGGAGAAGAGAAAGGAAAAAGCCAGGCCAAGCUAGAGCUAGAAGGAAGUUUACUUGGAAGAAGCGUUAAAAUGUUGGUUUUAUUGCAGUUUUGUAUAUAUUAUUUAAUGAUGAAUUAAAAUAAAAUAAACUAGAUUUUUCUUAUAUUUAUUGUAUA